This is a messenger RNA of Meleagris gallopavo (turkey), 1696 nucleotides long. Lineage: Eukaryota; Metazoa; Chordata; Aves; Galliformes; Phasianidae. The record is from RefSeq and is a predicted model, not a curated record.
UUUCUGGAAAAAUUUUUUAGAGAACGUGAAAAUGUGAAAAAAGUUUUUGAGACAGGCUUCAUAUCCUGUAAACAGUUACUGUACAACAAAGAACUCAUCAGAUAUCUUGAGGAGAGUAACUUUGAUGCUCUCUUGACAGAUCCUGCAUUCCCUUGUGGAGCAAUACUGGCCGAGCAUCUUUCCAUCCCUUCUGUGUAUUUCAUGAGGUUAAUACCAUGUGGCUUCGAUAUUGAGGCCACCCAGUGUCCCAGUCCCCCUUCAUAUGUCCCCAGGCUAUUUACAGACAAUACAGAUCACAUGAACUUCCUCCAGCGUGUGAAGAAUGUUAUCUUUGACACCUCCAAUCUUUUUCUUUGUUACUUUAUUUUGAAACCAUAUGAAAAACUGGCUUCUGAGUUCCUUCAGCGAGAUGUGAUCACACUAGAUCUCUUAGGCAAGGCUUCCGUAUGGCUUCUGAGGUUUGACUUUGUGCUAGAAUAUCCAGCACCAUUGAUGCCCAGCAUGAUUGUAGUUGGAGGAGUAAACUGUGCUCAUAAGCAGCUACCUCAGGUGGGUUGUGCUCUGUUUUUAAUACUUGUCUUAUACAGUUCUAUGCUUCUGUUUUUUCCUGUGUAGGCAGCUCCAUCUUUCAUUUACAAAGUAUGCUCAAAUGAGUGUCAGCAAGUUGUUUCUUACUUACUUUUCUUUCGUUUUUAAGACAUCAUUCUCCCAGUUGGUUGAGGAUAGGCAAGUGUGUGUGGUGAGUGUAGGGAAGUUUCCCAUCUAUGUAUGCCACUGGAGUGGUGCUCCAUUUGAAAGCUUCAACCUUCAUUAGGAAGGAAAUCUAUGUGAAGGAAAUUUAUCCAGGAAGUGAACAUUGGAUUUGUAGCAGACUACUUUUCAUUAUGUGUUAUUGAACUACCUUUUGUAUGGAGUCGAGUAACUUUGCUGGUCUCAUAAGUACCUCACAGUGAGUGAAGGAAGGUUGGUAGAAAAUCUGAGGGGCUGUGAAACAAUCAGAUACAAUCAUUUAACUUGGCAAAUUAACACUGUUGGGAGUAGUGUCUGUUAUUUAUUGAGAUAUUUCCAUCAGGCUUCUGUCCUGGGGCACAUUUCCUGCCUUACCACUGCUUUCUUUGUCAGUGAAAUUGUCUGCAAUACACAAGGUUAUUUCCCAAGACAGGACGAACAGGAGUGUCAGAGGUGAUGAACACUCAAGCAGCGUCUGUAUUUACAGGCAGACAUCAGAGAAUCUUUCCUUGGUGAUGUGCAUGUUAUAUAUGAGAUCCCAUAAGUGUUGUGAGGCUGAAGAACGUUUAGUGGGUUGGUGGAUCCUGGUGAAUGGCAAAAGAACUGCCAAAGUGUUUUUCUGAGUUUUUCACCUAGAAUUUCUUCCGGGGCUGCUCUCAGUUGAAGAGAAAUUCUUUGCUCUUCUACUGAAGGUCUGUGGUGGGACUUUGUACCCACUAGAGGGAGGAAUUGCCAAGUUCUGUCGAAAGUAGGACGAAGUGCUCUGUUACCUGACUUCUCUACUCAGAUUGUGGCCAGGCAUUGCAAUGAGCAUUGAGAGGCUACCCUGCCUAUGUUAGGGAGUUUGGAACUGGGUGAGAUUUACAGUCCCUUCCAACACAACCACUCUGUAAUUCUGCCAUUCUGUGGGUGUAUGAUGGGGCCUCCAAGCAGAUGUGGGCAAAAGAGGACAAAGCUAACCCGUCUC